Molecule: messenger RNA, 619 nt
Organism: Durio zibethinus
Lineage: Eukaryota; Viridiplantae; Streptophyta; Magnoliopsida; Malvales; Malvaceae
Product: putative F-box/LRR-repeat protein At1g56400
Molecular function (GO): protein binding
Source: RefSeq, a predicted model, not a curated record
UCAAGUCAAAUAACUCUCAAAAUGCUAAAAAAAUCUAACAUUGAAAUUUGUUUAUAAUUUUGUGCUUCCAUGAAACCCAAGGUGGCCAUGGCUGAUAACAAAGAUCUGUUUAUGGAGUUGCCCGAAUGUCUUCUCCAUAGCAUCAUCUCAGGUUUGCCAUUCAAGGAAGCAGCAAGAACUUCCAUAUUAUCUAAGCAUUGGCUUAGCCUUUGGCGUGCAACAAGGAACAUAGAGUUCGAAGAGAGUUUCUUUGUUAAACAUGGAGAAUCUGAUGCAACCAAUGCGAUGAAAAGAAGAGUUUUCAUUGAUUUUGUCCAACAAUGGAUUGCAAACUACUCUGAACCCUGCAUAGAUAAGUUUGCACUCGUAUUCUCCAAACCCAAACAAUUUGUUGCUGACAUGGAAAACUUUAUAGCAUUUGCCAUUGCAAAAAAUGUCAAAGUGCUUAGUCUUGAUUUUUCUGAUCCUGAAAACCAUACACCAUUGUUUGAUUUACCUUCCCAUGUUUAUGGACUUGGAGUUCUUGAAUCUUUGAAAUUGUUUUUAUGUAAAAUCCAUGCCUGCUUUCAAAAAUUUCAGUAUGCUUAAGGAUCUUUCUCUAGGUUGCAUUGAACUAGAA